AUGGUGUGGUUUUUGUGGAACCAGAGAAACAAUUUACGGCUUGGCAAAGGGUCAAUCCCUCUAGACCAAGUGCUGCAGCAAGCAAGAAACAAACUGCAAGAGUUUAAGAGUGCUCAGACCAGAACAGGGGCCGCAUCGACAAGACAUAGCUCUUCGCAGUGGCAACCACCACCUAGUUCGGUUUGUAAGAUAAAUUUCGACAGCGCUUUCUUCAUGAAGGAACAGCGGGCUAGCAUAGGGGUAGCUAUUCAAAAUGAGAACGGGCUCAUCAUGGUUUCAUCCUCUCAACAGAUUCCCCUCCCAGGUACAGUGGUUGAAGUAGAGGCAUUGGCAGCAAGGAAAGCGCUGGAACUAGCUCUUGACUGUGGUCUAGAUAGAGUAAUUCUUGAGGGUGAUUGUGAGAUUCUCAUGAAGACACUCCAGACUGCCUCAAAGUCCCUGGCACAAUUUGGGAAAAUUGCGGAAGAUAUAAGAGUUUAUGCUUCAAUGUUUCAAGAUAUAAGUUUCUCGCAUAUAGCUCCGGAAGGUUCAGCUGUGCUACUGCAGAAUGUAGGCUCUGGUCAGGUUUCAUGCAAUGGUAACGGUGCAGUUCCGCCAGCUUCUUUGGUAAAAAUCAACAUAGCCGCCGAUGGUGGAAUGGACUUCUAUGAUGUUAGCCUUGUAGAUGGGUUCAACUUACCUGUUUCAGUAGCCACACAAGGCGGAACUGGCGAAUGCAAGGCCUCAAGCUGUCCAGCCAACGUGAACGUGCGGCUUGCCCAGCAGAGUUGCAAGUGA
Messenger RNA from Quercus robur (English oak), 777 nucleotides. RefSeq lists its product as uncharacterized. The record is from RefSeq and is a predicted model, not a curated record. Gene Ontology annotation, molecular function: RNA-DNA hybrid ribonuclease activity; nucleic acid binding. Bases 1 to 777 code for a protein of 258 amino acids. Lineage: Eukaryota; Viridiplantae; Streptophyta; Magnoliopsida; Fagales; Fagaceae. The transcript has 2 exons.